AGUGUAGCAACGUUUCCUGUUCCCCGCUCUUUCGACUCGCUCGCCAUUUUAAUACCGAGCCGAGCUCAGUCGAGGCAGUCAGAGUAGCAGCAAGCCAGCGACGUAAACAACAAAAACGGAGACGGUCUGAGGAAACCAGAUACGCAGAUUACAAUGAGUGGUUGUCGCGUCUUCAUCGGCCGCUUGAGCCCACAUGCCAGAGAGAGAGAUGUGGAGAAGUUUUUCAAGGGAUAUGGAAGGAUUCGGGAAAUCAACCUGAAGAAUGGAUUCGGCUUUGUGGAAUUUGAUGACCACAGAGAUGCAGAUGACGCUGUGUACGAGUUGAAUGGAAAGGAACUGUGCAGUGAAAGAGUCACAAUUGAGCACGCUCGCUCCAGAAGAGGAAGAGGUGGCGGUCCUGGAAUGGGACGUUUUGGCGGCGGUGGUGGUGGCGGCGGCGGUGGCUAUCGCCCAUCUCGCAGCAGUGGAUCCAGACCGGACAGGUAUGGCCCUCCUGUGCGGACCGACCAUAGACUCAUCGUAGAGAACCUCUCCUCACGGAUUAGCUGGCAGGACCUGAAAGACCUGAUGAGAAAAGCAGGUGAAGUUACCUUUGUGGACGCUCACAGACCCAACAAAAAUGAAGGAGUGGUUGAGUUUGCAUCUCGAAGUGACAUGAAGAAUGCCAUUUCCAAGCUGGAUGGGACCGAACUGAAUGGACGCAAGCUGAAAAUCUUUGAGGACAGCAGAAGGAGUCACAGCAAGAGUCGCUCUCGUUCCCGCAGCUACUCCCGCUCCAAGAGCCGUUCCAGGAGCCGCAACCGUUCCAGGAGCCGCUCCAGGUCUGUCAGUCGCACUCCAGAGAGGAAGUCAUCAGGAGGGGGCAAGGCCGCCGCCAGAUCUCCCUCAAGGUCCAAGUCUCGCUCCAAGUCCCGCUCAAAGUCUCGCUCCAGGUCUCGCUCACGUUCACCUGCUCCCGCUGAGAACAAACAGUCCCGUUCCCGCUCUCGUUCUCGGUCCCGCUCUCGGUCCCGUUCACGUUCCCGCUCCGCCUCAGCAGACAGCAAACACUGAGAUUGGUACACCUGUAGGCCGUAAAAUAGACUGAUAGUAGCUCACCAUGGGCCUGAAUGGUGGCUGGUGAUUUUCUUUUUUUUUUUAAUGAAGGGGAGAUUAUUGCCUUUUUACAUGGGUUCCUUUUGAAAUAAAAAUUGGCUUUGUUUUUUGUUAGUUUGGAUGUGCUUCCUUUGGAAAAAGAUUUAUUAUUUUCUUUCAAGAUUCUCAAGAUUAAUACACUUCCCUCUUUUAAAUCCCCCUUCAUAUUUUGAUGAAAUGCCGCGUGACAAAACAUUUUGAUCGGUGAUCGUUGUCACAGCCCUGCAGCCUCUCCCAGCUGUCUACCAUGUCAUGACUCCAUCCACUCCUCUAUGCUUCGCCUGAGUGUUGAGAGCAGUUCAAGGUUAGGUGGGAAUAAGUUUUAAUUCCCACAAAUGUUCAGUGUGUUUUUGUUUGUAAUGCGAGCUCCUGGCAUUGCCGUGAAACUGUGAUUCUGCUUCUGAUGUGGCACCGUAAAAGGUGAAAACUACACGUGUUGCAUUCGCUGCCCUGAUAUGUGAACAUACAAAUGCAAGCAUCUCAGUCGGUGGUUUAUAUCAGCUUUCUUGUGUAAUGAUGUUGGAAUCUGGCAUUAAUUCGACUGGCUCUUUAUUUUAAACACUGCUGUAGGACCUUGUCUCGUGUUAGUGAUUUAUUUUCUCUUCGUGUUUGCGUACUUGAUCUCCAGCCAUGGCCUGUGGUGUUGAGUGUCUGAACACAAAUGGAAGAAAUGUCUCUAAGUUUAUUGAUUUGAUACUAAUAAAACACUCACUGCA
Acanthopagrus latus (yellowfin seabream) is the source of this 1850-nucleotide messenger RNA. RefSeq names its product serine and arginine rich splicing factor 5a (gene srsf5a). Lineage: Eukaryota; Metazoa; Chordata; Actinopteri; Spariformes; Sparidae. Bases 154 to 1053 code for a protein of 299 amino acids. The transcript is spliced from 8 exons. The record is from RefSeq and is a predicted model, not a curated record. Gene Ontology annotation, molecular function: mRNA binding. Gene Ontology annotation, cellular component: nucleus; ribonucleoprotein complex; cytoplasm.